ACCCCACUCGCGCUGUCAACCGCCUUCGCACGUGCGUGCGCGAGUUUGUUUACAAUCAAUCGCGGAAUCACAUGUGUUUGCUGAUAUCGCGAUCUUGAACUCGACCACAAAAGGUUGCUCGGAACAAUGGAAGCCCAAACAAUGGAUAACAAAGGCACAAUAGAAGUGACCAGCGCGUUGGUGCCAGAAAGUGGAAGUUCGCUGGAAGUAAAGGAAGAUCUUGAGCCAGGCAAGGGACAAGAAACUGAGGAAAGUCUCCCGGAUCCUUCAGUCGAGAACCAGGAUCGUGCAGCAACAACGGAGGAAACAGCGCCAGUGAUAGAGCAACCAGUAGUAGACAAAGAGAAGGCUAUGGAGGCUUCGGCGCCAGAAAUCGAAAUGGCUACGCCAUGUGGCGAUGUUCCGACUGCGUCGGAAGAAGUGGCAGCCAUGGACAUUGCUGCAGCGUCUCAAAGCUCAAUAACUGAUCAGGUGAUUGUCAAGCAGGAGGCUCCAGACAUGGACAUGGACAUGGCAGAGGACUUUACACGACGGGAGUCAGAUUUCCCAACAGUACCUCAAAUAAAGCAGGAACAAACUGUAUCAAUCCAGGAAGAAGUAGCUAACGAACAAGCAGCUGAGAAUCGAGCUGUUUUGCAGAUAGCCAAUAGCUCGUUAUCUCUUCUGUCCCAGUAUAUCAGUUCCGACUCGGAAGGCAACAUCACAGAUUCCGAGGAAGAGUUGCCACGAAAAGUCCCUAACCAGGCACGUCGAGAAUCAUCCUCAGACUUGUCCGAUGAUAGCGUUGAAGUUAUCCCGAACACAUCCAGCUAUCGGAACCAAGAGAAAGUUGUCGUCGUCAGCGAUACCGAAACUGCCCCUAACGGAAGCGAUAACGAGAUUGAUUCAGGUGAUGAAGACACACCUUCGUCUGCUCCGAUUCGUGUUCGUGGAGAAAUACUUCCCCAUGAGUUGCCCCCAAUCGAAGAGCUACAAAUCUCCGUACGCGAGGAAGAAUGCAAACCUGUGGGCCAUGUCCAAUCGAUCGUAGCACAGAUAGUCAUCGUGCAGUCCUACGCCGGAGUCGAGCUGCUAAAUCUCGACACAGUGCUGUUCCUCGAAAAGGGAAAACGCCCGCUGGGCAAGAUAUUUGACGUGAUCGGCCAGGUGGCGGCUCCAAUGUACUGCGUGCUGUUCAACUCCCGCCAAGAAGUAAUCAGCAAGGGAAUAACCGUCGGAACUCCAGUGUACUGCGCGCCUCAAACCGAACACACCCAGUUUAUCAUCCUGUCCGACCUGAUGAAACACAAGGGUUCCGAUGCCAGCUGGCAGGACGACAUCGAAACGCCGGAAUUUGCCCAGGAAUUUUCGGACGAUGAGGAGGAGCGCCGUGCGAGGCGUCGUCGCGGAAGUAGCUGUUCCUCGUCCGGUAGACAAACGCCCGAAGGUGACGGUGGUCGACGGCCAUUCCCGUACAGACGAGGCCGGGGCCGAGGCAACUAUCGUGGUGGUCAACGGAACGGACACAGCUGGCAUCACAAUAUCGCUCACCAGGAGCAGCCCCAGCGGGUGAUCAAUCCGUUUGCACUGGCAGCGGGCAUGCCACCGCCACCACCUCCACCGUCAAACUAAAUUUUAGUCCGUUAAAAACUAUAAAAUUUGUUUUAUGCUUUUGAAUUAGGAACUCAACUUUGAAGUGAAAAGUUGUGAUAUCGUUUGAAUUAAUUGUGAAUUAGAAUUUCAAAUGGAAUGUAUUUGAAUAAAAACUAUAUUCUUUUAUCGCAAAA
Culex pipiens pallens (northern house mosquito) is the source of this 1766-nucleotide messenger RNA. RefSeq names its product H/ACA ribonucleoprotein complex non-core subunit NAF1. Gene Ontology annotation, cellular component: sno(s)RNA-containing ribonucleoprotein complex. The transcript is spliced from 3 exons. Lineage: Eukaryota; Metazoa; Arthropoda; Insecta; Diptera; Culicidae. Gene Ontology annotation, molecular function: RNA binding. Gene Ontology annotation, biological process: ribosome biogenesis; pseudouridine synthesis; box H/ACA snoRNP assembly. The record is from RefSeq and is a predicted model, not a curated record. The coding region runs from base 127 to 1611 and encodes 494 amino acids.